Messenger RNA from Purpureocillium takamizusanense, 1639 nucleotides. RefSeq lists its product as uncharacterized. Gene Ontology annotation, cellular component: lipid droplet; endoplasmic reticulum. The transcript is spliced from 2 exons. Gene Ontology annotation, biological process: triglyceride catabolic process; phosphatidic acid biosynthetic process. The record is from RefSeq and is a predicted model, not a curated record. Gene Ontology annotation, molecular function: triacylglycerol lipase activity; acylglycerone-phosphate reductase (NADP+) activity. The coding region runs from base 697 to 1542 and encodes 281 amino acids. NCBI's taxonomy places the organism in Eukaryota, Fungi, Ascomycota, Sordariomycetes, Hypocreales, Ophiocordycipitaceae.
GGGAGAGGGAGGGAUGGAUUGAUGGUAGCGCUUGCAGUGGCUCCAGUCUCGGGUCGCGGGUGCAGAUCCCGGCGGCUAGGCAUUCUCUGGACAUCAUCAUCAUCAAUGCCCUCAUCAAAACCGCGCUGCACCGGGCAAGAGCAGCCUUGCCUCUCUCUCUCCGCCGUGUCGCGGGGGAUGGACCCCGACGACACCACUGCCGGUGGCUGCAUGCAGGUCUUCAUGCCGGGGACUGGAGGGGGCCCGCCAAAUCAACGUCGCCACGAAAAUACGACGUAACAAAGUUAUGUUGUGCGUAGGCAUAACGGACUGACUGGGCUGAUGGGUUUCAGUUGCCUGCAGGUCAUUUUGGCGCAUCAAGCGUCACAGCCAUCUCGGCCCUGUAAGAUCAAGGUCAACGACCAACAACCUCACGUUUGUUGGCAAGCGGGCGCCAAUAAGGCACGUCUCCCCCGCCUCGGCAUGCCAUCAACCCACUCAAUAUUCUGAGCGAGGAGUUACAAGGUAGUAUCGAGACGUGCUGCUGCAUCAAACGCCAGUGCAACUCGCCCUCUCUCUCUCUCCCAUCCCCGCGAAUCUUGUACCACGUCUACUCCGUACCCGCUGUCCAGAAACAUUUACGUCUGCCCGCUCUCAUCACCAUCAUCACCACCAUCACCAUCAUCAUAAACGCCAGAAGAGAAGAAAAAAAAGAUAAUGUCCAAGCAAACCGUCCUCAUCACGGGCUGCAGCGAUGGCGGCAUCGGCGCCGCCCUGGCCGUCGUCUUCCAGCAGCGCGGAUGGCACGUCUUCGCCACCACGCGCGACCCCGCCAAGAUGAGCAGCUUCCGCGACCUCGCCGACGUGACGCUCCUGGCGCUCGACGUGGUCAAGACGGAGGACAUCAAGGCGGCCGUCCAGGCCGUUUCCGAGCACACGGGCGGCACCCUGGACUGCCUCGUCAGCAACGCCGGGCGCAACCACUUCAUGCCCAUCCUCGACGAGGACCUGGACGCGGUCAGGAACAUCCUAGAGAUCAACCUCGUGGGCCCCAUGGCUCUGACCCAUGCGUUCGCCCCGCUGCUCAUCAAGGCCAAGGGCAUGGCUGUCUACGUCACCUCCAUCUCUGGCUAUCUCAAUAUCCCGUUCAUGGGAACGUACUCUGCAUCCAAGCGUGGUCUGGAGAUUGUCGCGGACACGCUGCGCCUCGAGCUGGCUCCCUUUGGCGUCGACGUGCUGGAGGUUGUCACGGGCGGUGUCAAGUCCAUGGGCCAGACGUACUUUGGCGACGUCAAGCUCCCGCCGCAGUCGCUGUACAAGAGCAUCGAGGAAACGUUUGUCGGUCGGGCCCAGGGCAAGGAUGGCAUGCCCCGGAUGGAUACCAUGGAAUAUGCCACGUCUGUUGUGGAUGAGAUCGUCAAGCGCAGCACGGGCAGAUUCUGGUGUGGCGUGCAUGUCGACCAGGUCCGCAUGAGCACCACGGCAGCGGCAGUGCCGCAGUCAGCCAUGGACGCGGGGGCAGUCAUGGGGACUGGAUUGGACGCUUUGCCGCCGAAGGAGUAGACGGACGUCUGGUGGUGCUCCGAGGCGGGUGAUGAAUAGAUUCAACAGGCAUUGCUGGCCGUGCCGACCCCAAUUGACUAUGAGUUUAUUAACGUGC